Molecule: messenger RNA, 1333 nt
Organism: Chrysoperla carnea
Lineage: Eukaryota; Metazoa; Arthropoda; Insecta; Neuroptera; Chrysopidae
Product: zonadhesin-like
Exons: 3
Coding region: 31-1314 (427 amino acids)
Source: RefSeq, a predicted model, not a curated record
AGUCGUCUAUCCAAUAAUUUAAGUGUUAAAAUGAGAGUGUACUGUUUUAUAAUUGAAUUCGCAGUAUUGUUUUCUGUCGAAAUUCGUGGAACAAUAGAAUCUGACUCUUUGGUGAAUAGCAGUCCACCAGCCACCGUUCCUACUGAUUCUAUUAAUAAUGCUUCGUAUUUCAGUCCAACAGAAAUAAAAGAUAUAUCCAUUUCUAACCCUUUUUUUAAUAUACCAACUACUAAAAUGGAACCACCAACUACUAAGACGGAACCACUAAUUUCUAAAACCGAGCCUCCAACUACUGGAACAGAACCACCAACUACUAUAACGAAGCAUUCAACUGGUAAAACAGAGGCACCCGCUAUUAAAACAGAGCCACCAACUAUCAAAACGGAGCCACCUUCUACUGAAACGGAACCACCAACUAUUAAAACAGAACCACCAACUACUAGAACCGAGCUACCAACUACUGUAACGAAGCAAUCAACUGGCAAAACAGAGAAACCCACUACUAAAACGAAGUCACCAAUUAUUAAAACAGAGCCACCAACUACUAAAUCGGAGACACCAACAACUUACACCAAGCCAUCAUUUACUAGAACAGAACCACCAACUACUACAACCGAGCAACCAACUAUGAGAACAACAUCACCAACUACUACAACCGAACAUCUAACUACCAGAGCAAAUCCACCAACUUCUAUAACGAAACAAUCAACAGCUAAAACUGAGGCUCCUGCGACUGAUCCAUCAAAAUGUGCUGAUACCCCAAAACUUACUCAAAUGUUCGUCCAUAUUUUUAAUGACUACAUAAAAAUGGUUAAUGCAGCAAUGGAUAGACUGGAAACUGAUACAUCUAUUGCAUCAAACAUAGGCAAUGCUAAAUUCAUUUCAAAAAUUGUACAACGUUUUGCCAAAAUUAUUCAAAAACUCGAGAAACGGGUCGUAAAUAAAUUAAUAAGUAGUUUAAGAUAUUUUCAAAGCUCAAUUAUACAAGAAUUGGAGACAAAAGAUGAUUCCAUUAGUUGUGAACAAACUAUAAAAGUUGUAAACUGCCUUGUACCUCAUUUAGAAGAAAUUGAAACACUUAUUAACAAAAGAAUAAAAUUAUUCGAAUAUAUUGAUUUAUUUAUUGUACAGGGAACCAAACAGGCUAGCAUUUGUAAUCAGAAAAUAUUGUUUAAAGGCAUCUCUUGUGUGCCGACGGUUAUUAAAUAUGUUAAGAAUCAAUAUUCAAUAAUUUUAUCACAGAUAGCUUCAAUUAAUAACGUAGAAUUUUUAUCCGUGGCACACAGAGCUAGAAGACACUGUUACAGAUUAUAAUACCCUUGACAAACAAAUU